GCUGUGAACUCGCUGACGUUUCUCGGUCUGCUUCGAGACAGACCGGAGAGAAUGGCUGCCAGUGGAGAGGUAGGGAAGCUGUUACAAGUACAAAAUGGUACACCUCCAACCACCAACUACAAUGGGGUAGACGCUGUACAUGCCUGUAACAUCCUUCAGCAGCUCAAAGCUUUGUAUGAUGAAGCACAGCUUACAGACAUCGUCGUAGAAGUGGACCACGGCAAGACGUUCUCAUGCCACCGAAAUGUUCUUGCAGCAAUCAGCCCGUAUUUUAGGUCCAUGUUCACCAGUGGCCUUACAGAGAGCAGUCAGCGUGAGGUCAGAAUUGUCGGGGUGGAAUCUGAAUCCAUGCACCUUGUCUUAGACUAUGCUUACACAUCCAGGGUCACGCUCUCUGAGUCCAAUGUCCAGGCCCUAUUCACUGCAGCCAGCAUUUUCCAGAUUCCUGCUCUACAGGAUCAGUGUGCCCAGUUCAUGAUCAGCCGCCUGGACCCUCAGAACUGCAUCGGUGUCUACAUGUUCGCCGAUGCAUAUGGUCACCAGGAGCUGAGGGAACGCUCACAGGAUUAUAUCCGUAAAAAGUUCUUGUGUGUAUCAUGGGAGCAAGAGUUCCUCCAGAUGACCAAGGAGCAGCUGGUCAGCAUUUUGAACAACGACGACCUCAACGUGGAGAAGGAAGAGCAUGUCUAUGAGAGCAUUGUCCGCUGGCUGGAGCAUGACCUGUCUGGACGUGAAGCCCACCUCGCCGAGGUUUUUUCCCAGUGCAUCCGUCUGCCUUUGCUGGAUGAGGCCUUUUUCAAUCGCAUACCUGCCUCCUUUGCUUGUGCCCUGUCCCUGUCGAAAGACCCCGCCGAGGCCAAAGCUCGCCUCACGGGCACAAACGGUUGCCCGCAGCGCCUGGGUAUGACUGCUUCUGAGAUGGUCAUCUGCUUUGACGCUGCUCAUAAACACUCAGGUAAGAAGCAGACGGUGCCUUGCCUCGACACAGCCACUGGAAGGGUGUUCAAGCUCUGCAAACCACCCAACGAUCUCCGGGAGGUGGGUAUCCUGGUGUCCUCAGAGAACGACAUCUACAUCGCGGGUGGGUACCGGCCGAGCAACAGCGAAGUGUCCAUAGACCAUCGAGCAGAGAGCGACUUCUGGCAGUAUGAACAUGCGGGCAACAGAUGGCUUCCACGCGCGCCUCUGCUGAGAGCGAGGAUAGGGUGCAGACUUGUGCACUGCUGCGGGAAACUUUAUUCACUUGGAGGGCGAGUUUAUGAAGGCGACGGACGAAACGCAUUAAAAUCAGUCGAGUGUUACGACGCCCGGGACAACUGUUGGACGGCGGUCAGUCCCAUGCCAGUGGCCAUGGAGUUUCACAGUGCAGUGGAGUACAGGGACCGCAUCUAUGUCCUCCAAGGUGAAUAUUUCUUCUGCUUCGAUCCCCGAAAGGAUUAUUGGAGUCACCUGGCCCCGAUGAGCGUCCCUCGGAGUCAGGGCCUGGCCGCCUUGUACAAGAACUGCAUCUACUACAUCGCCGGCAUCUGCAGGAAUCACCAGCGCACCUUCACGGUGGAGGUCUACGACAUCGAGAAGAACACGUGGAGCCGCAAGAGGGAUCUUCCGUUCGACCAAGCCACAAGCCCGUACAUCAAGGCCAUGCUGCUGCAGGGCAAGCUACACCUGUUUGUACGGGCCACGCAGGUCAUGGUGGAGGAGCAUGUGUUUCGCACCAGCCGCAAGAACUCCCUUUACCAGUACGACGACGAGGCAGACGUAUGGACCAAAGUCUACGAGACACCCGAUCGCCUCUGGGAUUUGGGUCGCCAUUUUGAAUGUGUGGUGGCCAAACUUUACCCACAGUGUCUACAGAAAGUGCUUUGAGGUAGCUGAUUUUUUUUUUUUUUUUGUUUUCUUUUCUUUUUGCAAACCCAGUCCACGAGGCGGAGAGGCGGAGAGGUGGAGGGAGUGACGCGGUCCCGCCUGCCUUGUGCCUGGUGUUACCUUGGGUUUGCGACCACACGGACCAUUUUUGGUUAAGUCUUAAGUCGUUCAAACUUCGGUUUAACAUGAUCAAAAUGGGGGUGCUUUUAAAGAUUGCAGUAUUUUUUUUUUUCCCAGACGGCACCAACUACACUGAGGUUUGUUAAAGAAAACCAUACAAUGAAUCAUAAGUGCAAUUAUCCUGUUUUUUUUUUGCUUGUUGUUGAGCCAUGUUCUAAUUCUGUUUUAGAUACAUAAAUAGGUGGAUUUUUACAAAUGUUAAGCAUGCGAACGAGGGCGUUUGCCAGGUUGCCCUCUGGUGAUAUGGAUGCUAUGUGUCAGCGUAAAGUAAAAAUCUAUAUAUCUAUAUAUAAAUAUAUAAAUAUAUAAACUAUAUAUUCAUACGGGUAAGAUGAGUACCAUGGCUCAUAGUAGGUUGCUGGCUCUGAGGUUUGUGAGUGUGAGUGUGUGUGCGCGUGUGUGUGUGUGUUUUUUUUUUCCUGUUCUGUGUUCAUGCCUCUCUUCAGCUUAUUUUACAGACACAUUUUAAUUUGAAGUGUGCUUGAGGAUUUACAUUACCUUAGUGUUUUAAAAGGUUGAAGCUCGUAUCUUUUUAUGGCCCUCUCUUCGUUCGCAAGCGUCAGUGUGUCAAAACAAUACACUAUGUGUGGCUUCCGAGCUAUUUUUAAGUUUGGUUUGAGAUUCCAGUUGAAUGGGGGCUCACACCUCCCACUCUUUGAGUCGGCAUCCAUUUUGUGUCGCAUGCGAAGAAAUCUUAAGUGAAAUCUUGGCAUAUUCGCUCUCCACAUUGGAGAAAUAAGGACGAAGUCAAAUUUGUGGCAACACUAAGUGGCAAGUUCAGAUCAACUAACAGGUUUACCUCAGACAAUUCAGAGAUAUUUGAUUAGGAGAAAAGGGACGUUUCAGGCCAUUGGGUUGACGAAGCGACCGUGUGAAAGGCUCAGUUCAGCAUUGAGCCCUGCGGUUGUUUUUUGACAUCAGAUCACGAUUAUUUGAAAAAGGUUGAAAGAGCCUUCCUCUUAAAUGCCAAAAGAAAAAAAGCAUUUGAGGUCUUGUUAUAGUUGUUGUGGACAUUGAAACUAAUUUUGUGGUAGCAAUAAAUCAUGGAACUGUGAUUAGGCUAUAUAUAUAUAUUGCGUUGUAUUACCUUUAGUAAAAGUGCAUUAAUAGUUUUGUGUGCUUGUGUCUGCUAGUGAAAAUCACAGUAGUACCAAUUAUGAUUGUUUGGCUGUUGCAUGGGUGCAGGCGUGAAGUGAUGCGUAAUUUAGUGCAGGUCAUUUGCGAUGCCAACGUGCCUGUGGCUAGAAAAAAGGGGCAUCAGAAUCAAAAACUGUUCCUCCUGAUGAAGAGUAUCUGAAAAAAGUCUUACUCAGAGUUGCACUGAAUCACUCUCCACUUCAGUGGUCCUUAACUGCAAACUUUACGAAGCACCCUCUCAAACAAGCGGACUAUUUAAACGAGCGAGGGUGGCCUGCGUCGUGUGCUAAUCCAUUAAGCAGCCACGAAUCCGUCUUUACACGCCAUCACACGGAGGACACAAACUGUCGGUGCUGCUCUCUAAUUUCUUUUUUUUUGUUGUUUUUUUUUUUUGACAAUCUUGUAUAGAAGACCACCACCACCGAGUGGCGUUCGCUGUCAAAGCGUGACAUUUUCAGUGCCGUCAGCGUCCUCUCUUGCAGGUUCUUGUGUCAUCUUUGCACUAUACAUCUCCUUUGUAUUUCAUCUUAAAGAGCGCCCCGCUAUUUACGUUAAAAAAAGGGUUGUAGUAACCAUAUAGCAAUCAUCUAAGAGAUUUACGUGGAAAUUAACACGAGAAGAGUCACGCUCAGUAAGGACUUGAGGAUAUACUUUACUUCUCCAAGAGAAGAUCCACUCUUGACUGACUUCAAGCUGAUUUUUAAUUGACCCGGCUUGAACAACGCUAUGUCUACAGACGGCCAUUUGAGAACCAGGAACGGAGAACUCUCAGGAUUUCUACUGAUACACAGUACUGUAUUUAAAAUGUUUAAAAUGUUUUUUGUUAUUUUUUUUUGUUAUGUGUAAUAUACUGUACUAUAGGUUUGCUGUACUUGCACAGUUUUCUAUACUUCAGUUUCUUUUAUAACUUGAAAAAAAAAUAGAUGUGAUUUCUUUUUUGUUGUCUCCAGUGGCUGUUUUCGUUUCUUUCUUUAUGUAAUUAUUUAGUUAAGGUAGAGUAAUCCUGCUCUGUUGAGGGAAAAAAAAUAUGAUUACCUGCACGAGUGAUACCUUUUGAUUUAAUUUUUUUCCCUGUAGUACAGUAGUAUUUCUUUGUAACAUCUCAAUGAAACUAAGCAUUACAGAUCAAGUAACUACCUUUGUUACGUCAUGUUUCAAACACCAGUCACAUAAUACCACAAGCUAAAGAAAAGAGAAGCUUAUUAUUAUUUUUUUUUUUCCGUGUUUGGUCAUAGCUCAUUCUGGUCAUCCACAUGCAUUGCUUAUGGGUGCUAUUUCCAUCAUUAUCUCUAUCCAUUUGUGUCCUCACUUUUACUUUGCUGGUUUGUCUGUUUUGGGUUUCGGGUUAUAGUGGUUGUUGAGCUCAACUGUGAAAUUCACAUUGCACAUAAUUUGAAAAUAAAACUAUUAAAAGUGGA
This is a messenger RNA of Mugil cephalus (flathead mullet), 4601 nucleotides long. RefSeq names its product kelch repeat and BTB (POZ) domain containing 8 (gene kbtbd8). The record is from RefSeq and is a predicted model, not a curated record. Gene Ontology annotation, molecular function: protein binding. The transcript has 5 exons. The coding region runs from base 52 to 1866 and encodes 604 amino acids. NCBI's taxonomy places the organism in Eukaryota, Metazoa, Chordata, Actinopteri, Mugiliformes, Mugilidae.